This is a messenger RNA of Chenopodium quinoa (quinoa), 1020 nucleotides long. Its product is annotated as chaperone protein dnaJ 11, chloroplastic-like. NCBI's taxonomy places the organism in Eukaryota, Viridiplantae, Streptophyta, Magnoliopsida, Caryophyllales, Amaranthaceae. The transcript has a single exon. Bases 159 to 716 code for a protein of 185 amino acids. The record is from RefSeq and is a predicted model, not a curated record.
AUUCAAUACAUUCCCAACUCUAUUGCUAUAUUAACCCCUUAUUUCUCCAAACUUUCAGCACUCUUCUUAUACCACUCAUACAUCCCACAAGUUUCAUAUUUCACACAAUCUAAAUCAACCUCUACAUUUGUACACCAAAACUAUAACAAAAAAAAAAUAUGGCAUCUACUAUUUCAUCUUCUUUUACUUCUAACACAUUUACUUCCCUAUCCUCCACCACCAAUCAUCCUCGCCACGCCGCCACAUCCACGUCUCAUGUCUCGUUCCGACGGCCUCUCUCCACUAUCUCCGCCGUCUACACCACCACAAAUUAUUCAACAAGCUCUUCCGUAGGCGUUGCUUCUAAUACUUCCCUCCAAAACUCGUCGUUUUACGAGGUUUUGGGGAUCCCCGCGGGUGCCUCCGGUAAGGAGAUCAAGGCUGCUUAUAGGAAAUUGGCUAGAGUUCUUCACCCUGAUGUUGCUCUUGUCACAUCUAAUAAUGCCACGUCAUCGGUUGAUGAGUUUAUUAAGGUUCAUGAGGCUUAUGCUACAUUGUCCGAUCCUAAAAAGAGGGCUGAUUAUGAUCGGAUGAUGUGGCUUCAAGGUCGUCGGUUGAGUUACUCCCCUACCUAUUGUUCGAUGUCUUCCGGCACCAAAUAUGGUGGCGGAACGACAUCGUGUUCGGGGUUUUCCGGAUAUACUCGCCGUACUUGGGAGACUGACCAGUGCUGGUAGAAUUUAUUAAGCAUGUCUAGUUAGUUUUAGUUUUACUUGUGUACAAAUUUGCAGAUCAAGUUAAAAUUAAAAAAAAAAAAGAAAAAAAUUACGUAUAUAGUUUGAUGUGGAUAAAUUAGGUGUUACUGUACUUGAAUUAGAUUAAAUUAAAUUCCUCACAUCAAUUAAGUUAGAGUAAGUUGUAAGUAAAGUAAGAUGUGGAGGAAAUGUUUCACACUACAAGUAGAGGAUAUGUUUUUACCUCUUUAGUACUCCUAUAAUGAAGACACAAUGAAUAUUUUGGAUCCAAAUAUUUUCAAUCUCA